Messenger RNA from Anopheles moucheti, 5386 nucleotides. It is a transcript of the gene Nrx-IV, whose product is annotated as neurexin-4. The transcript is spliced from 9 exons. The record is from RefSeq and is a predicted model, not a curated record. The coding region runs from base 533 to 4363 and encodes 1276 amino acids. Lineage: Eukaryota; Metazoa; Arthropoda; Insecta; Diptera; Culicidae.
CGGAUGUGCGUACUACGAGGUCUCGCGUUAGCGUGCUGCAGUUUUGUGGCGUUUUCCCCGAAGCAAAGUUUGUUCGUUUGUGAAGGAGUGCACAAUUAACGACGGGACAAAGGAAUAAACUACAAUCGUGUCGUGUUUAGCAAAGAAAAGGGGUUUUGCGUCGGUGCGUGUGUGUGAUUCACCUCAUUGUGCAACAUUGCUAACUGUUGUUUUCUCUGUAUACUCGUUUCGGCAGUGCGUACGGAUGUGAGUGUGUGAGUGUACGGUUGUUUUAACUUGCAUUUUCCAGCGUGUAUCAUUUCCCGGUUUUCCUUGCAAAAUACUGUUUUCCCUAGCUGCUUUUCGUACAAAGCGGGAACGCUAUUCGUUGUGCGUGUGUGUGAAUGUUCGUAGUUUCUCCUGUGCGAAGUGAGGAAGAAGCCGAGAAAUUCGAUUGUUGCACUGCAGCGCGUGGCAUUUAACACAUUCCUAAUGUCUCGGUGUGUGACUGCGGUGUAGAAAGAAACCCGAAACGUGAAGCAUCGAGCUAAACAUGACAAAAUCAUUGGGCGGCUUGCCGCUUGGUCUAAUCGUCUGCAUACUGUUCGUCACUGUCAGCAUAACUUCCGCAGAGUAUUAUCAGAAAGAGUCCUAUUCCGAGUAUGACUGCAAUGAACCUUUACUGGAGCACGCCGUCCUUUCGGCCACUUCCCAGCUGCGUGAACGGGGGCCGGAAAAUGCUCGAUUAAACGGUGGCUACUCCUGGACCGCCCAGCAGUCCGACUUCGACCAGCAGUUCAUUAUUGAUCUGGGUGACGUACGCAACAUAACCCGCAUCGAAACGCAGGGCCGACCGCACAGCAACGAGUACCUAACCGAGUACAGCAUCAGCUAUGGUUUCAACGGGCUCGACUACAUCGACUACCGGGAGCCAGGUGGCAACACCAAGCUAUUUAAGGGUAAUCGAGACGGUGAUUCCGUCCGUAUGAACUCGUUCGAGGUACCCAUCAUCGCACAGUGGGUCCGUGUCAAUCCGACACGCUGGCAAAACCGAAUUUCCCUGCGUGCGGAACUGUACGGUUGCCGUUAUGAAUCGGAAAGCAUUUACUUCAACGGAACAGGCCUCGUGCGAUACGAUCUGCUGCGAGAUCCAAUAGCGGCAACACGCGAAUCGAUACGGUUCCGGUUCAAAACUGCCCAUCCGAAUGGUGUGCUGCUGUAUUCGCGCGGUACCCAGGGCGAUUACUUCGCGCUCCAGAUAAAGGACAACCGCAUGGUGUUGAAUGUGGAUUUGGGUGCGAAGAUUAUGACUUCACUAUCGGUGGGCAGUCUGCUGGACGAUAACAUCUGGCACGAUGUGGUAAUAUCCCGCAAUCGUCGUGAUAUCAUCUUCAGUGUCGAUCGUGUGAUCGUGCAGCGGCGCAUUAAGGGCGAGUUCGACAAGCUUAAUCUGAACCGUGAGUUUUAUAUCGGUGGUGUGCCCAAUCUUCAGGAAGGACUUGUGAUUCAGCACAACUUUACCGGCUGCAUUGAGAAUCUGCAUUUCAAUGCAACGAAUUUCAUCCGCGAGAUGAAAGAUGCGUUCUACGAUGGUGAACAUUUGCGCUACAAGAUGACGCACGUUACUUACAACUGCCCCGAACCACCGAUCAACCCGGUCACGUUUCUGACGCGUGGUUCCCACGCCAAACUGAAGGGUUACUACAGUUCGAAGCAGUUUAACGUUAGCUUCGCCUUCCGGACGUACGAGGAGAAGGGUCUAAUGCUGCACCAUGACUUCCUGCAAGGUUCCGUGCAGGUGUUCCUCGAGGAUGGUAAGGUGAAGGUACGCCUAAAGGAGGACAACUACGAGCAUAAUCCGGGCACGAUACUGGACAACUAUGAGGAACAGUUUAACGAUGGCAACUGGCACCAUAUGAUGCUGACGAUCAAGAAGAAUAGUCUUGUGCUGAGCAUCGAUGAUCGACCGAUGGAAACAACAAAAUUGAUCGACAUAACGACGGGAACGCUGUACUACAUCGGAGGUGGAAAGACCAAGGACGGAUUCGUUGGCUGUAUGCGAUCGUUUGCAAUCGAUGGUAAUUACCGCAUCCCGACCGACUGGAAGGAUGAAGAGUACUGCUGCAAGGGAGAGAUUUUGUUCGAUGCCUGCCAUAUGGUUGAUCGGUGUAAUCCGAACCCGUGCAAACACAACGGCAUCUGUAAGCAGACAUCGAUGGAAUUUACGUGCGACUGUGCGGGAACGGGUUAUGCCGGAGCCGUUUGCCACACUCCGAUGAAUGCCCUUUCUUGCCAGGCGUACAAGAACGUGCACGACGUGAAACAGCGGCAGCGUAUCGAGAUCGAUGUAGACGGCAGUGGUCCGCUCGCUCCUUUCCCGGUGACGUGUGAGUUCUACUCGGACGGUCGGGUAGUGACGAUGCUAAGUCACAGCUCGGAGCAUACGACGCGUGUGGAUGGGUUCGCGGAACCUGGUUCAUUCGAGCAGAACAUCAUAUAUGAGGCGGAGCUGCCGCAAAUCGAAGCACUGCUGAACCGUUCGUCGGAGUGCUGGCAGACGCUGACGUACGCGUGUCGCUCCUCGCGUCUGUUUAACUCUCCAUCCGAGCCUGAUAACUUCCGACCAUACGCGUGGUGGGUAUCGCGACACAACCAACCGAUGGAUUAUUGGGCCGGAGGAUUGCCCGGAUCGCGCAAGUGUCAGUGCGGAGUGGUGGGUAACUGCAUCGAUCCCACCAAGUGGUGCAACUGCGACUCGAACAGCCUCGACUGGCAGGAAGAUGGGGGAGAUAUCCGUGAGAAGGAAUAUUUGCCCGUGCGAGGAUUGCGCUUCGGCGACACGGGUACACCGGUCGAUGAGAAGCUCGGACGGUACACGCUAGGACCGCUGCGUUGCGCGGGCGACAGUUUGUUCAAUAACGAGGUGACAUUCCGUAUUGCGGAUGCUACAAUCGAUCUGCCACCGUUCGAUAUGGGCCAUUCGGGCGAUAUUUACUUCGAGUUUAAGACAACGAUCGAAAAUGCGGUAAUGCUGCAUGCCCGCGGACCGACCGACUUUAUCCGGUUGGAUAUUGUGGCCGGCACGAAGCUGUUGUUUGAGUAUCAGGCCGGUACGGGCACGCAGAAGGUGUACGUGGAGAUGAGCAAUAAGCUGAAUGACGAUCGGUGGCAUUCGGUGAGCGUGGAACGCAACCGAAAGGAGGCACGGCUCGUGGUGGAUGGUUCGACCAAAGCGGAAGUGCGAGAACCUCCGGGUCCGGUGCGUGCACUGCAUCUCAAUUCCACGCUAACAAUCGGCGCAAGGCUAGAUUAUCGUGAUGGUUAUGUCGGUUGUAUCAGAGCGUUGCUGUUGAACGGCGAUCCUGUGGAUCUACGAUCGUACGCCGAACGUGGACUGUACGGUGUAUCUCCUGGAUGUGUCGGAAGGUGUGAAUCGAACCCGUGUCUCAAUAAUGGAACGUGUACCGAGCGUUACGAUGGAUUCUCGUGCGAUUGCCGCUGGAGUUCGUUCAAGGGACCGAUCUGUGCCGAUGAAAUCGGUGUUAAUAUGCGAUCAUCGUCGAUGAUUAAGUACGAUUUCCAAGGUGCCUUUCGAUCGACCCUAUCCGAGCACAUCCGUGUGGGAUUCACCACCACUAAUCCGAAGGGCUUCCUGCUGGGUCUGUUCUCCAACAUCACGCAAGAGUAUCUCACGCUCAUGGUGUCCAACUCGGGCCAUCUGAAGGUGGUGUUUGACUUUGGGUUCGAGCGACAGGAGUUGAUCUAUCCGGUGAAACAUUUCGGCCUGGGCCAGUACCACGAUGUGCGCUUUUCGCGCAAGAAUCAAGGUUCUACCGUAGUGCUGUCGGUGGACAAUUACGAACCGCAGGAGUAUAACUUCGACAUCAAGGGUUCGGCGGACGCACAGUUUAACAACGUAGAGUACAUGUACAUCGGGAAGAACGAAUCGAUGAAGGACGGCUUUGUGGGAUGUAUUUCGCGCGUCGAGUUCGACGAUAUCUAUCCGCUGAAGUUCCUGUUCCAGGAGAAUCCGCCCCCGAACGUCCGAUCGCUCGGUACACCGCUGACGGAAGAUUUUUGUGGUGUGGAGCCAGUGACGCAUCCCCCGCUCGAGAUCGAAACCCGACCACCGCCUCUGAUCGAUGAGGAUAAGCUGCGUGAUGCGUAUGGACCCGAUACGGCCAUUCUUGGAAGUGUGUUGGCCAUUAUUUUGCUGCUGAUUAUACUGAUGGCGAUACUGAUCGGUCGAUACAUGAAUCGACACAAGGGCGAAUAUCUGACCCAGGAGGACAAGGGAGCCGAGGCGGCACUCGAUCCAGACGAAGCGGUCGUGCAGUCGACCACGGGCCAUCAAGUUACGAAGCGAAAGGAAUUCUUCAUCUAGACACACUCCACGUCCGGACCGGAAUUUCCUUGAAGCGUUAGUUCGCCCCGCUGUAAAUACUGUUAAAAUCGCGGUAGGAUCGACAUCAUUACCAGCCCCCCUUCCACAAACAAAAAGAUCGUACAAGAGGGGGUAAGGGAGACAGAAGAGAAGAGUUUUGGAGUGAAGAAAACCGAAAACAUAAUGAAAACAUACAGAAGGCCAUUCCGUGUUCGAAUGUUGUACUACGGUUGCAUUUCGCUAAUCGCGCGGCGUUUGUUCACUUUGUUUACGAUGCGUAUUAAGUUAAGGAAGUUCGUUUUAUAAUUUGACUCAAACAGAGACCCGUCCAUUAAGGUACUUCGAAACGAAGCGGUAAUGAAACAGGCAAGGAAACAGCAGUCGCGAAAGGAGUUGCGGAAUGAUAAGCGGGAUGAUAGGAUUUCUUUAAUUGUUUUAUUUUGCGUAAAAGUUAAGGUUUUAGUUUGUAGACUUUUUCACAAGGAACAAUUCGAAAUAGAAAGGUGCUCGACCAAACCGUAGGGUAGGAAACAGGAGAAAGAAGAUGGAGCCCGUGGCCUGCGAAAAGAAUCUCACCAACCAAUCGAGAAGAUCGAUUUCUCCUUCUUCCCCGGGGGAAGAGUACCGGCUGUUUUGUUUUCUUUAAACAUUUCCUUUCAUUUAAUCCGUCCCUUAGUACUUUAUUUUUGUACGUUUUUUUUGCUCGAAAAGUGAACACGAACGACGACACACACAUGUACACAGAAUGACAGAACGAUCGUGAACGUUUCUGUGCAACAGCAAUUCAGCUAACUGAAUGCGUAUCAGUUAGUUGAAGACGAACCAAUCAAGAAAGAAGAAUGAAAGAGGUUUAAAAAUAAAAGAAAACGAAACACGUGCAUGAGGAAGAAAAUGCAUUGCUGAAAGAAAUUGUAUUGAUUUUGAAAAUUUUCCAACCAAUUAUCCAAAUGCUACUGAAAACCCCUGCAAAAAAGCAUAGUUUUUGAAUUUUUUAAUGAAAAAAAUAUUAAAAACAUGUCCGAA